GCGCGCUCGGUGCCGCCCCCCUCCCCGGGGCUGCCGUGCGGUCCGGGGUCAGCGGCCCUGUCCGGGGCGGCCCGGGCCCUCCCGCCCAGGUAACCGGGAGGGUGAGCAGCGAGGCGGGCGUCGAGCCUGGAGCCGCUUUUAGCGUGGGGCGCUGCCACGCGUGGCCUUCCCGGUAGGCUGCAGGCUCCGGAGCGCAGUGUCUGCGGGGCAGCUGUGCGGUGGCACAGCCCCAGGGGCGGCCACCCCCGGGCUGAGAAGGGGGUCCUGCUCAGCCUCCGUCUGCCGCGGAGGAUGCAGAAGGCACGGCCAUGGAAAAGAAACCGCACUUUGUUAGGAGGGAGUUUCUUCCCAGGGAGGUGUCCUCCAUCUCAUUGGCGUUACUGCUUGUGGCUGUCCUGCUCCUUAAUGCCCUUCUCUAUCUGUACCUCAACAAGUUUUACAGCUCUUCGGGGCGCGGCGAAACAGACCCCAGCCUCUGCCCUUUUGGGUACUUCAAAUUGGGAACGGUGAAGAAUUGUUCCCCGUGGCUUUCCUGUGAAGCCAUAAAUAGGGAAGUCAGGAAGCUCAAGCGUGUUGGUGAAGGUGCUGUGAAAAAGGUCUUCCUUUCUGAGUGGAAGGAAAACAAAGUGGUCCUUUCACAGCUCACCAACCCAGAACUGAAGGAGGACUUUCUCCACGGACUGAAGAUGCUGAAAGCACUUCAAAGCAAGCACGUUGUCCGGCUGCUUGGCUACUGUGAGCAGCAGUUCACAAUCCUCACUGAGUAUCAUCCUCUAGGGUCCCUAAGGGGCCUGAAUGAAACUCUUCACAUCCCCAGGUAUAAGGGGAUGAACACCUGGCAUCGCAGGCUGAUGCUUGCUAUAGACUACGUGAGCAUCAUUCGGUACCUGCACAGCAGCCCUCUGGGCACCUUAGUGAUGUGUGACUCGAAUGACCUGGACAAGGUCCUCUCUCAGUAUCUCCUAACAAGUGACUUUCACGUCUUGGUGAAUGAUUUGGACGCUUUGCCUCUUGUGAACAGGAGUGCUGGCAGGCUGGUGAAGUGCGGUCAUCGGGAGCUCCGGGGCGACUUUGUAGCUCCUGAGCAGCGUUGGCCCUAUGGAGAAGAGGUGCCAUUUGAGGAUGACCUCAUGCCACCCUAUGAUGAGAAAACGGACAUCUGGAAAAUCCCGGAUGUCUCCAAUUUCUUCUUGGGCCACGUUGAAGGAAGUGACAUUGUGCGACUGCAUUUGUUUGACAUCCAUGCAGCAUGUAAGAAGAAGGACCCAGCUGAAAGGCCUUCUGCCCAAGAGGUCUUAGACACCUACAGGAAGGUUUUAACUCUGCUUAUUCGGGAGACAGCCAUGCCUGGUAUUAGGGAAAUGUUAUAGUGAAUGGCAGGGGGUUGGAACUGGGUGAUCUUUAAGGUCCUUUCCAACCCAAACCAUUCUAUGAUUCUACAACAGAUAAAAACUUGCCAAGCUUCCGACGCUGGUCUCUCUCAGUUAAGAUAAGAUUCUGCUUGGAUUCUUGCUCCGUUGUGUACUGUUGCACCUUGCAAACAGCCAUAUUAAUUUCACAGAGUGAAAAACAAAUGAGGACAAAUUCUGGUUCUGAAUAAUUUUCUUGCUGUGGAGCUGUCUCUCUCUCUGUGCCUGGAUGAAAUAGUUACAAUUAUUCAAAAGAAAAGCUGUCUCCCUAAGCGUUCACCCUGAGCAUCGGGUCCUUUGCAUGUCUCUUGCCCUUUCCUUCUUCAGCUUGUAUGUUGUCCAGCGUUUUAUUUCAGCAGGAAUAAGUUACAUUUGUUCUGAAUAGAGAGCAUUAUGGAGCUUCGAAGCUUCGUUUCUGGGACGUUGUUUCUGUCUAUGAGGAAACACUAGAUGGCAGCAUGAAGGUCAGCCUAGCACUGGUUAUUGGCAGUUGCAGACUCUUGUGCCCAAACAUAGCCGUGAUGUGGCGUUGGAGCCAGUAAUUUGCUAGCAAACUUCCAUAACCCCCUAAAAGAUCUCAUUGUGUUUGCAUUAGUGAGUCUGUAGUAACAAGACAGAUAAAUAUAAGAGCUGUCAGAAAGACAUACAUGAAAGUUGAAGGAGCUACCUCCCCCUUAACUUGCUCAUGGUAUUUGUGUACUUUAGUAUCCCUUUUAAUCUCAACCUGGUGCAACCUCAACCAAGUUUGAGUGUCACCUCCUUUCAGCCUUUCAGUAAAAUCAGAGUAAUUUGCGCUCUCUCCAUCUUUCUGUCCUUGCCCACUAGCCCCUUCCACAACUCAGGAUUGCAAGAAUCCCAUCCUUCCCACAUUUCCAGCUUCUUUUCCCUUAAAGGGAAAAGGCAAGGCCUCAUGAAGAUGGAAAAAGAGGCAGGACAGCCCUACACGCAGUUGCUUCUCCUCUUUCCAGUUGUCUCUGCUGGGCAUUCCAGUUUUCACCACUUACAGCCUUGGAUAAACAUAUGGGGGCUUUGCUUCCUCAGUAGAAGCAGCUUUUACAUGCCUGGUGGAAAACAUGAAAGGAUGAAGAGCAGGAUGAGGCCUGUUCUCAGCUGGAAGCCUGCAAUCCUCUCCCUCUUCAUCCACUCCCCAUCCAGCUUUAGAUGGGUGGACAUGACCUCCCUUGCCAAGACCACUGCCACAGCUCUGCCUAACCUCAACAACAGCCACUGGUUCUCAUCUCAAGCGCAAAUCAAGAGCCCCACACUCCCUGUCCUUUCCCAUGAAAGAUGCUUCUCCUGGGAUAGUUAUUGACAAGUUUCCUAAUGUAUCACUGUUUCUCCAUCCGAAAAGUCCAGCCAAAGAAGCUGCACAAAGACAGAGGCCGCACAAGGAGAAGGGCUGCUGCUGGUGCCCAUCUCCUUCAGAAAACUUCAGGGGAGGUUCCCCUAACCACCCUAGGUGGUCAGCAUCAAGGCAGAUAUGGUCCCAGUGGUUGCAGGGCUUUGGUUUGGUGCUAUCGCUAAGAUGAAGGCCUUGGGUAUGGCCUCUUGCUCAUGGACAGGACAACCCUUUUGCCAAGGUCAGUGAUCUGCCCCACUUUGCCCUUCCCUUUUUGAGCAGUGCCUCCUCUGCCAUCCCUGCAAUAGUCCCACAGCACAUCCUGCCCACCACCUGACCAGCUAGACAAAGAACCAAAGCAGAGACUAUCUCCCAGACUCAAGAAACAGCACCUGGUUCCCAGACUGAACUCUCCUGGGAUACUGCUGCGCCAGCAGUGGAGGAAACAGGAAGACCUAGGACAUGCCAGCUGAGCCUACUGACGGUCUGGCUGUGCGUGCCAACUUUGUCAGGGCACCUGAACCUGCUACUGGUAUGGUAUGCUCUUCCCUUGGUCUGAUGCUGUUGCCAAAACAUGUUCCCAGUGGAUUUCCCAAUAAAGUUUAACCCUUACCAGGUAGGUUUGUACCACAGGAUACAGAAUGGAAACAGCCUGUCUCAGAGCAGAGUCCCAGAUUUAGUUCAAACCCACUGCUCCUUUCUUUUUCUGAGUUAUCCAAAGAAUAGCGCUGUCACAGUUAUGCUGUUUUGAUGUGCAAACUGCCUGCUGGCUGCAGGCUACUAGACAGAUCAAAUCUGAUGUAGGUGAUUCCCUUCGUAUGCCGUGGGUUUCAGAUUAUACCCUGAAAGCACUCCUGUAAUGCUAAAUCCUGUACAGGUGAGCAGCCUUUGUGGCAACUCAUCUGUAUGUUCAAAACACCAUCAGAGUCAGAAGUAUUGCAUGCGUAUCCACCCCAGCUGCUCUGUAGUUUGGGGUAAGUGCUGAGGGAAUAAAAUGGACACAACCUAUUUACCUGAACAGUUGUUUCAUUGUGUUUUGUCUGUUUCUUUUUGGAAGGAUAUUUUAAAAGUCUGCGUUACUCUAUAUUUAAUAGAGUGGUACCUAUUGAGUCUAUCAGAAGUUUGGAACACCACACAAAGUUUCUGAAAUCCUAUCACAAGCUCUAAACCAAUAUUUUCCUUUGGUGCCACAUAAACAAAACAUCAGAUCAUUAUCUUUGCGAAACAGUGGCAGUGCUGUUUGCCAGAUAUAAUUUGUGAGAUAUUUGCAACUGUAAACUGAUUCUAUCAUUAUGACUAUAAUGUCUUACCAACAGUCAAGAGACCAUGGGAACAAGAAAAAAGUGGUUCUCAAGUUCUUCUAGCAUGAUAUAAUGCAAAUAUUUGCAGAGUUCAUGAAAGUUAAUUACAUGGUAGAUGGUAUUUUUUAAAAAGAAAAAGGAUAUUAUGGUUUUAUUUUAAUUGGAAUACUGUAUACUUGAGAUGACCAUGAGUUUCAAUAAUUGUUGGUCUGUGUUCUGAAGUCUACAAUCCAGUAUUUAUCAGGAUUAAAUUGUGAAUAUAUUUACAGUACAGUGAUAUUUAUGUCUCAGCAAUUUCUGAUUCUGUUCAGCUCUUGGUAACUCAAAAUCCAUUAAAAAUUACAUAUUUAUAUAUAGAAACACACACAGAU
This is a messenger RNA of Strigops habroptila (Kakapo), 4420 nucleotides long. RefSeq names its product protein O-mannose kinase (gene POMK). The coding region runs from base 309 to 1370 and encodes 353 amino acids. Gene Ontology annotation, molecular function: protein kinase activity; ATP binding; carbohydrate kinase activity. Gene Ontology annotation, cellular component: endoplasmic reticulum membrane. Gene Ontology annotation, biological process: protein O-linked glycosylation; carbohydrate phosphorylation; protein phosphorylation. The transcript is spliced from 3 exons. The record is from RefSeq and is a predicted model, not a curated record. Lineage: Eukaryota; Metazoa; Chordata; Aves; Psittaciformes; Psittacidae.